UUGGUUGAGGUAGAAGAAUUGCAUCAAUUUACCUAUUGUUCGGUAUCGAAAAUCUAUGGAGAAUUCGUACCUUUGUGUGCCAUCAAAUUAUUCUUGGAAAAGGGGGGACGCGUUGAACUGCUUGCUACUCAUCAUCAAAUAUCUGAUGAUUAUUUCACGGAAUCCGGUUCGGUGAGUUGGACUUUAAACGACAAUGACGGAAUCACUAGUGCUAAUUUGGUCUGGGAUAUGGAAAAAUUAAGGAGCACUCGAAGGUUGUUUGAUGUGUUCAACCAAAACUCCCUCCCCUCCAUCGAAUGUGCCUUCUACCUCUCGUGUCAACGCACCAGGGUCAUGCCAAAUUCGAGGUCAAACGUUUUACCUACAAG
Molecule: messenger RNA, 368 nt
Organism: Acaulospora morrowiae
Lineage: Eukaryota; Fungi; Glomeromycota; Glomeromycetes; Diversisporales; Acaulosporaceae
Source: the annotation of a GenBank genome assembly